Molecule: messenger RNA, 847 nt
Organism: Abrus precatorius (Indian licorice)
Lineage: Eukaryota; Viridiplantae; Streptophyta; Magnoliopsida; Fabales; Fabaceae
Product: 60S ribosomal protein L11
Exons: 5
Coding region: 108-656 (182 amino acids)
Biological process (GO): translation
Cellular component (GO): cytosolic large ribosomal subunit; ribosome
Molecular function (GO): RNA binding; structural constituent of ribosome
Source: RefSeq, a predicted model, not a curated record
AUAGUCACACUAACUUCCCUCUCUCCUCUGUUUGGGGUUUUCUUCAUUCGUUACUCUUUUCUUCGUUCUGCCGCCGCAACGGUGCAACCUACCAAGCUCCAAAUCCAAUGGCUUCAGAGAAGAAACUUUCAAACCCAAUGAGGGAGAUCAAGGUUCAGAAGCUCGUUCUCAACAUCUCAGUUGGUGAAAGUGGAGAUCGUCUCACCAGAGCUGCCAAGGUGCUUGAGCAACUCAGCGGUCAAACCCCAGUGUUUUCCAAAGCAAGGUACACUGUUCGUUCAUUUGGGAUUAGACGUAAUGAGAAGAUUGCAUGCUAUGUCACUGUUAGAGGUGACAAGGCAAUGCAACUUUUGGAGAGUGGUUUGAAGGUGAAGGAAUAUGAACUUCUGAGAAGGAACUUCAGUGAUACUGGCUGUUUCGGCUUUGGUAUUCAGGAGCAUAUUGAUUUGGGAAUCAAGUAUGAUCCUUCAACUGGUAUUUAUGGAAUGGAUUUCUACGUUGUUCUGGAGCGUCCUGGGUAUCGUGUGGGACGUCGCCGAAGGUGCAAGUCUCGUGUUGGGAUUCAGCACCGUGUCACAAAAGAGGAUGCUAUGAAGUGGUUCCAGGUGAAGUAUGAGGGAGUAAUCCUUAACAAGGCCCAGACAAUUGUUAGUUAGACUGAUUUCUCUUUAGAAGUGUGUUACCAGUUUUGUCAACUGUAGUUUGGUCUUUCUGGGAUAGUAUCUUUAAUUUUGAGGCAGGUCUUGAGUCAAUGUUUUUGUCAUUUAAGCACAUGGAUUAACAAUAGCCCUGUUAAAAUGACACUUGUUGCAAGAAAUUGUGAACCCCUAUUUAUGCAAUUAUGCUU